AUGGAUCAAGCAAAGCUCCAGCGUCUCCAAAAUGCCGUCCGCAUCGGUGGCAAGGGUACUCCCAGAAGAAAGGUCAAGAAGGUCAACAGAUCCGGUGGUGGUGACGACAAGAAGCUCCAGGCCGCUCUCAAGAAGAUGAACGUCCAGCCCAUCCCUGCCAUUGAGGAGGUCAACAUGUUCAAGUCGGACGGCAACGUCAUCCACUUCGCUGCCCCCAAGGUCCACGCCGCCAUCCCUUCCAACACCUUCGCCAUCUACGGUAACGGUGAGGACAAGGAGCUGACCGAGCUCGUCCCUGGCAUCCUCAACCAGCUUGGCCCCGAUUCGCUCGCUUCCCUCCGCAAGCUCGCCGAGAGCUACCAGAGCAUGCAGAAGGGUGUCGAGGGUGAGGACAAGAAGGAGGACGAUGAUGACAUUCCCGACCUUGUCGAGGGUGAGAACUUCGAGGGCAAGGCCGACGUCGAGUAA
Aureobasidium namibiae CBS 147.97 is the source of this 468-nucleotide messenger RNA. Its product is annotated as nascent polypeptide-associated complex subunit beta. The record is from RefSeq and is a predicted model, not a curated record. Gene Ontology annotation, cellular component: nascent polypeptide-associated complex; cytosol. Bases 1 to 468 code for a protein of 155 amino acids. Lineage: Eukaryota; Fungi; Ascomycota; Dothideomycetes; Dothideales; Saccotheciaceae. The transcript has 4 exons.